GUUGUCUUCGGCAUUAUCAUCUUCGUGGCUUCGGCCUUUUUCCAACACCCGUUUCUCGUGCCCAUCCCGAGAGACAACACCUUCGUCUACAACAGUAGUGACCCUAAUCAGCCUGUUGUCUUCGCCAACUUCACUGGAAUGAACUGGUCCACGUUGACCAGCAACUUCUACUCUAACUAUACCAAGGACUAUGCAACUGGCAACGAGAUGAAUUUCCUCGUUCUCUUCGCCGUCCUCUUCUCAGGUCUGACCGGCAUCAUGAACGGAGCUAACAUGUCUGGUGCGUUUAAUGAUGAUUGGUAA
This is a messenger RNA of Dibothriocephalus latus, 303 nucleotides long. The record is from the annotation of a GenBank genome assembly. Lineage: Eukaryota; Metazoa; Platyhelminthes; Cestoda; Diphyllobothriidea; Diphyllobothriidae.